AAAGGCAUCUCGUUUGGUCGUCCCACCGUUUUUCAUCAAUCGUCGUCGCAAAAACAAUAGAACAAAAACCCCUGAAAAUUCCUAUACUGCUCAGAGAAAUCUCCUCUUCAGAAUAAACGAAGAAUAAAAACAGCACCACAGCACAGGAGAACCCUAAUUUUCUCUCAGGUCGCCCAUUGAUGGCGGCGACCAAGUCCAAAGCUUCGACUCGGAGGAGUUCAGAGAGCACAAACACGAGGGUUUUGCUCUAUUCGAUGUUGCUCGCGGUUCAAUACGGAGCUCAGCCACUGAUAUCUAAACGCUUCGUCAGGCAAGAAGUUAUUGUGACUACAUCUGUUUUGGCAUGUGAAAUAGUCAAGGUAAUUUGUGCUCUUGUACUCAUUGCAAGAGAUGGUAGUUUGAAGAGGCUAUACAAGGAAUGGACUUUGGCUGGUUCGUUGACUGCGUCAGGAUUGCCAGCAGCAAUAUAUGCACUGCAAAAUAGUUUGUUGCAGAUUUCCUACAAAAAUCUUGAUUCGCUCACAUUCUCAAUACUGAACCAGACAAAACUAAUUUUCACUGCUCUGUUUACAUAUAUAAUAAUGAGGCAGAAGCAAUCAAUUCAACAAAUUGGGGCCCUUUUCUUGUUGAUAAUUGCAGCUGUUCUUCUAAGCGUUGGUGAAGGCUCUAGCAAAGGUUCUUCUAAUAGUAAUCCCGACCUAGUUUUAUUCUAUGGAAUUGUUCCUGUCCUUGUGGCUUCUGUACUAUCAGGUCUAGCUUCUGCACUUUGCCAAUGGGCUUCUCAGGUCAAGAAACACACAUCAUACUUGAUGACUGUAGAAAUGUCUAUAGUUGGAAGCCUGUGUUUGCUGGCCAGUACCUACAAGUCUCCUGAUGGAGAAGCUAUCCGGCGUCAUGGAUUUUUUUAUGGCUGGACUCCACUAACACUGAUUCCAAUUAUAUCCAAUGCUGUUGGUGGAAUACUUGUUGGCCUGGUGACAUCUUAUGCUGGUGGUGUCCGAAAGGGCUUUGUUAUUGUUUCUGCACUUCUUGUAACAGCCUUGCUGCAGUUUGUCUUUGAUGGGAUACCACCUUCAUUUUACUGCCUUUUGGCCCUUCCACUCGUGAUUAGUAGUAUUUCAACAUACCAGAAAUACCCUUACCGCAUUAAGAAGAAGGAAUCCUAGACUACAAGUGUCAUGACAAUACGAGAGGUAAUACAUUGGCCCCAAUUGAUUUGGGUGGCAUUUAGCCUUGCACUGACCUAUAGGCUAUUGUAGGGGUUUAUAUUCCAGAAAUUUUUUGUAAGUGUACACACAUGUACUAGCUUAGGAAACUGAGAAGGGAAAUCUUAGCCUUCUUUCAUCCAAUUGACUGGCAUUUGUAUUGUAUGCACAUUGGCGUGGCUUCUGGCCUAUUCAGUAUAGCAGAAACAUGUAUGAUGAACUGGGAGAAACUUCAAUUGUGUCCGCUUGAGGUAUGAAGCUCUGUUUGAAUCA
Cornus florida is the source of this 1478-nucleotide messenger RNA. RefSeq names its product UDP-N-acetylglucosamine transporter ROCK1. The transcript is spliced from 7 exons. Bases 180 to 1166 code for a protein of 328 amino acids. Gene Ontology annotation, cellular component: Golgi membrane. Lineage: Eukaryota; Viridiplantae; Streptophyta; Magnoliopsida; Cornales; Cornaceae. The record is from RefSeq and is a predicted model, not a curated record. Gene Ontology annotation, biological process: pyrimidine nucleotide-sugar transmembrane transport. Gene Ontology annotation, molecular function: pyrimidine nucleotide-sugar transmembrane transporter activity.